UAUGGAGAUUUUCGGUAGCCUUGCAAUUGAGCACAAAGAAGAAGGCAAGAAGCUGUCCCACGACGAAGGAGCGAUGUUGAAGGCUGAAGAAACCAACUACAUGGAUGAUCUGGAUCAAGAAGCUAAAGACCAUUUGUUAGCUCAAGAGGAGAUGGGUAAGAAGACCAAACUUGGUCUCGAUUCCUUGGAGAAUCCUCUGAGAAUCCUUGGCAAAUCCUCAACCAAUACUCAUACCUAUCAGUUAUACUCCAAGGGUUUGGUGAGUGAAGAGGUUAUUAAGGAUGAUACGAAGCUGGUCGGUGGUUCAGGCCUGUUUCUCUGUGACUCGAACGAUAACUCGAAGAAAUCGGAGACCAACAAAGCUCUGAGAAACCACCAAGUCCUGACAGCGCACCCUGAAGCUGUGGGAUUGGCUGCCAUAAUUCAAGGGCUGAGUUGGGCGUUGAAACAUGGUGUGAAAAGUAUCCAAUUCUUCUGUGACGACGAUUCCAUCAUCUUGGAUUACGUAACAGGUAAAGCUGCACCACCGAAAGAGUCCAUUGUAGUAGCAAAACUUUUGAAGCAACUGGCUCUUCUUCAGACAAGCUUCACGUCUUGCCAGGCACUCCCUCUGCUGCGCUCAGACGACAUCAAUUCUUCUCUCAUUAAGCUCGCAAGAGAUGCCAUUGCUUCCCAAACCACAUGGCAGCGUGAAGACGGCGUAGUAGUGGAGGCAUGUGUUAUUUGCUACGAAGAUGUGCCAGCGGAUGCGAAAUUCACGGUGUCUGGAUGCUUCCACCGAAUUUGCUUCGAAUGCAUGAGGCUGUAUAUCACGCAUAGUCUACUGAACCGGAGUCGGCUCAUCUGCCCGAAUACGGGUUGCAAGUCCGAGCUCAAGCCUGCAGACUGCAACCGGAUUGCUGAUCCGGAUCAGCUUGCAUUGAUGGUCGAACGCAAGGCUGAGGAGAGCAUCGAUGUUUCAGACAGGGUCUACUGUCCGAACCCUCGAUGUUCGAUUCUGAUGUCUGCUCGAGGGCUUCCCGUAGUUGAUCCCGCUCUUCCCGGAGCGCGGAAGUGUCUCGGAUGUGGUUUACGCUUCUGCUUAAACUGCAAGAUGGAGUGGCAUACUAAGCUGACCUGUGCUGAAUUCAGGAAGACCAAAGCCUAUACGAAGUCCGGUACGGCCGUUUUCGAUGCUGCAGCUCGGGAGCUUGGUCUGAAGAAGUGCAGGAGGUGCCUCUGCACCGUUGAGCGUGCCGAAGGUUGCAAGCACAUGACGUGCACGUUUUGCAAGUACGAGUUCUGCUACAACUGUGGGAACGAGUGGAAAAACAAGAAGCCUACGUGUAAAUGCGCCACUAAGGUUUGA
Brassica oleracea var. oleracea is the source of this 1348-nucleotide messenger RNA. RefSeq names its product E3 ubiquitin-protein ligase RNF31-like. The transcript has 3 exons. Gene Ontology annotation, cellular component: cytoplasm; ubiquitin ligase complex. Lineage: Eukaryota; Viridiplantae; Streptophyta; Magnoliopsida; Brassicales; Brassicaceae. The record is from RefSeq and is a predicted model, not a curated record. The coding region runs from base 2 to 1348 and encodes 448 amino acids. Gene Ontology annotation, molecular function: nucleic acid binding; ubiquitin protein ligase activity; zinc ion binding. Gene Ontology annotation, biological process: ubiquitin-dependent protein catabolic process; positive regulation of proteasomal ubiquitin-dependent protein catabolic process; protein polyubiquitination.